UGUUUUUUCCCCCUUUAUCUAUAUCCUCACUUUCAUACCCUAUCUUUUUCUUAUUCCUCUCUUCUCAACCAAAACCAAAAACCUAUAUUCCUUUUUACUUCAAUGGCAUUCUCAAGGGUUUAAGGGUUUUUUUUGUUCCUAAGAAGAAGAUGACUAUGGUUGAACAUGGUGGUUAUAUGGAUGGAAGUCCUAAUGAUCCUAUUGUUGAUGAUGACUUUGAGGACAUACUCAAUUUUUUGGAUUUUCCAAUGGAAAAUUUGGAAGAGGAUGGAGUAGGUGUAGAGUGGGAUUCUAGUGAGUCAAAGUUUCUUGGACCAAUCCCUACCGAGGCUCUAAUGAGUUUUCCGCCCAUGCCUCAAGGCAACGUUCGCAGUGGUCGUGUGAAUGCGGUGGCAAAUUCCCGUCCUACGAUCAAAUUUACCGAGGUCCAAGGGACCACCGGUACAUUCCAGACACAGAGCCCAGUUUCAGUUCUUGAAGGCAGCAAUUCUUGCUCUGGUGGAAAGAGUAUACCCAUCAAGCCAAUCAAACAUGACACUGUCAUUCCCGUACGUCCUCGCUCCAAGCGUGCGCGACCUUCAGCUGUUAAUCCAUGGGUUUUGAUGGCUCCCAUAUCUUCUACAAGAGUUGCAUCCAAGAAGAUUUGUGAUGCCAAAAAGGGUAAAGAGAAGAAGAGAAGAUUGCCAAUUCUAUCAGGUGCCAAGGAAUCAACGACAUGCUACGUGCAACAGAUCAAUGAUACAGUGCCACAGAUACCAGAUGUUUCCAAGAAGAAGAUAACCUCCACACAACAGUCUAGUUUCGUCAAAAAAUGCACACAUUGUGAAGUCACAAAGACACCUCAGUGGAGAGAGGGACCUCUGGGGCCAAAGUCACUAUGCAAUGCUUGUGGAGUUCGUUACCGUUCAGGACGUCUAUUCCCAGAGUAUCGACCAGCUGCUAGUCCUACAUUCGUUCCAUCUGUCCACUCGAACUCUCACAGGAAAGUCGUAGAGAUGAGGAAAAAAUCUAUUUAUGGAGGAGCUGUAGUUGAGGAGCCUCCCAAGAUGAUCAUCGGCAGAAAGAGAAAAGCCUUGCCAGAACCAACUAUUGUCGACGACCCUCCAAUGUCGCCCGCGCCAGAGUUUGUUCCUAUGAGUAGUUAUUUGUUUGAUGUAUACUGAAGAGAUGAUUAUACUUUAGUUAGGAGCUUAAUCUAGUCUAUUUAAUUUUCUAUCGGGGGAACGGGUGGCUCGGGUGGUCUGUGUGGUAACUACUACUGCUUUAAGAGGUUAAUGUACAAAUGUUGAAUCUUUAGGUUGUCUAGGCUAGAUAUUUUAUUGGAGGUUUAGAUGGAAAAGCUUUGAGUCGAUGCUUGAUGAAGCAAAGUUCCUCUGAUGUAAAAACUGAACUAGAUAUAGUAAGAUGCUUAGGUUUCAUUUUUA
Capsicum annuum is the source of this 1424-nucleotide messenger RNA. Its product is annotated as GATA transcription factor 11. The record is from RefSeq and is a predicted model, not a curated record. Gene Ontology annotation, biological process: regulation of DNA-templated transcription. Bases 150 to 1163 code for a protein of 337 amino acids. Gene Ontology annotation, molecular function: sequence-specific DNA binding; zinc ion binding. Lineage: Eukaryota; Viridiplantae; Streptophyta; Magnoliopsida; Solanales; Solanaceae. The transcript is spliced from 3 exons.